AUAUUAUGAAAGAGAAGAAAUAAAAACAGAUUAGUUCAGACGGGGUGCGAAUUGAGAUCAGCAAAGCACUGCAGUGUUUUUGCGAUCACCUGACCUGGCAAACACUCAGUGACACCCCACCAAGCAGGAUGAAUAAAGGCUCCGCUGCUAUUAAUGGCCCUGCUAGCCCAGCCCAUGUCAGUAGUGGCUAUGCUAAGUGUGGCCGGAUGAGUAAAAGAGUCCCUGAAGUUAAUUAUGUGAGCCACAGUGCACAGAACGGAGACUGCAAGGGCAUAAGAAGGCCGGGACAGGUCAUAACACAUAGCCAGGAGCCCAGAGAGCUUUCUUUGUUAACACUCCCCACCUCCAGCGUGAACACCAGUUCUCACCAGCGGCGGUGGUCAGCUGACUUUAGUAAGGGUGGGACCUCACCUGUCAUUAUUGUGAAGAAGAACAAGAAGGAGCCACAGCCUCCACAGCGAGGAGUAUCUCUCCCCACACCUCACACGGCGUCGCGCGCUUCAUCCAAACGCUACUCCUGCCCCCCCAUGGGGAACUUUAGCUCACCAAGUCAGUCCUCAUCUUCCUCCUCCUCCAACGCCUCAUCCUGCUCCUCUCCUCCUCCUGUGCAGACAUCAGUCAUCACCGGACAUGACCCUCUAGGCUGGAAGCUGCAUCCCAAGUCCAGCUCCACCUCCCCACGGGCACACACUAAAAGGCUUUCUCUGCAGAUUCCCCUCCCUGUCAUCUUUCCUGACCCCAAUCCUAGUCCCACCCCAACCUCUAAAUCGGACAACACUCCCAAUCAAGACCCCUCCCCGGAAACCAAUCGGCGCCACUCGGACUCCUCAGCCGUCCUCAGAUCUCUGGCAACCCCUGUGCCUGUGGUGACACUUGAGGGGCUCUCUGUCGUGCGUCUCCGCCCUGUCACCCAUUCGGAUGAGUCUAAUGAUGUCUUCAGGGAGGGGAAUGAAGAGGGGGUGAAGGUGACCACCCAGCCAGGCAAAAUGCCGCCGCCUGUCCCAGAAAAAACCUCCAUGGCCAGACAAAUAGCACAACUGAUUGCUCAUUCACGGCAACGCUGUACCCCCAUUACCACUAAAACUACAGUGGAAAACAUUUACACCCCUGUGAUGAAGCCUAAACCCAAACAUUCCCAUCAGACUGUGGACCACAGCAGCCUGCAUGCUCCAAAAAUGGCAGGGCUGCGUCUGGACACCAGCUGCGACAGGGGGAGCGCCACCCCACGCUUCGCUGGCAGAGACACUGAGAGAGGACAACUGAACCUUCAGCAUUCAACCUACAACACCAUUUACUACCAGGCUGUGUGAAAUAUUUCACAGAUAGUACAUGUAUAUCCUUGAAGAUGGAACCCCAUGGCCUAUUUAUCUCAUUUGAAUUUUUUUGUUGUUGUUUUCUUUUGUUUUUGUUUAAAACACACUUUUCCCGCUCCGACCACCAGAGCAAAUGAGUGUUAUCAGGCCAGUAGUCUGUAUCGUGUUGUUUUACCGCUUUACUUACUACAGUCCCCUUGGAUUUCUGCUGUAAAUGUCUUACUGACUCCUCUCUGUUGUGGAAAUGUGGCUUUGUUUGUCAUGUCAGUCACGGAGGAUGUGGGCUUGUGUAGGAGGAAACAAACACUGCAGAUGUUGCAGUUCCCGCUGACUGCUGAUGGAGGUCAUAAAUCACUAAAAUUCCCUUUAAGUUACUGUUGCAUAUUUGCCUGUACAGUGGAUGAAAUUUGCCUCAGUGUUUUGUUGAAAGGAUGUUUACUUAUGAUAGAACAUAUGAUAUUCUUUUUAGUAAAAAAAUAUGUAAUAUGUGUAAUAUAAUAAAUUUGAACAUAUAUGGCUCACUGAUAUUAGUUGAUAAACUAAUCCAUUAAUCAACUGAUCAACAGGAAAUGACUUGAUGAAAAUAAGUCAAAUCUUUUUUUUUUUUGCAGGCAGUUAAUUAUUUGAAGUUUACAUUUUCCGACAUAUAUCCUCUGUCUUUGUAUCAAAUAA
Messenger RNA from Xiphias gladius (swordfish), 1985 nucleotides. Its product is annotated as putative protein TPRXL. The transcript has 3 exons. The record is from RefSeq and is a predicted model, not a curated record. NCBI's taxonomy places the organism in Eukaryota, Metazoa, Chordata, Actinopteri, Istiophoriformes, Xiphiidae. The coding region runs from base 129 to 1310 and encodes 393 amino acids.